UAAUUUUCCUCCCGUUCUCCAGUGUUCAAGAAUCGUUCGUUAAGCCAAUGGCCACCCUCAGAAUAGCUCUUCGUAACGCCCGCCGUAUUGUUAAUACUUCCACCGUCGCCGACCGUACAACCACCGUAUUCAGGCCGCAGUAUGGCUGGGUUUCAAGAUAUUCAUCUACGGAUUUUAGUAACACUCAGCCACUGAACAUCGAUCUUUCGAACGAAGAAAGCAAAAGGCGUCUUUUUAACAGAUUGUUGUAUAGGAGCAAACAAAGAGGGUUUUUGGAGCUGGAUUUGGUUUUGGGAAAAUGGGUUGAGGAACAUAUCCAUUCUAUGGAUAAAAAUGGAAUUAAAGCUCUUGUUCAUGUCCUUGAUUUGGAAAACCCCGACCUCUGGAAAUGGUUAACGGGUCAAGAACAACCACCUGAAUUGGUGAUGGUUAAUCCUGUUUUCUCUGCAGUGCAAGAGAAGGUCUUGAAAAACCUCAGCGACCAUUCUUCACCCGAGACCCAAGCAACCCCCGGCCAGCCAUGGGUGAGAGGGUGGGAUGAUAUCAAGAAAGGCCGCGAUAGCCCUAUCACCGGAAACCAGUAGCUUUUUGUUUGCCUUUGAGAUUGCAGGUUCUGAAGGCAGUUCAGUUUCGAACAAAUUAGGAUUCAUAUAUGUAUUUGGUCGAUAUGGUAUACUGGAAUAUGAAUAAGGGUGGCUGCAUAGCAGCAAUAAAGCUGGAGGUGUGAGCAGGCCGUUUCUGAGAUGGUGGCCGUAGGGCGAACUAAAAAAAUUAGUCCCUUGGUCAAGGAUUUAAAUUACAGUUUGCAUUUGUGUUUUCGACCUCGUUGUGUUUAUCGCUAUUGCGGACAUAACUAAUGAUAUUACGAUCACUGCGAAUAUCGUGGUUGUGAAUUUUUAAUAACAUAUGUUAUUAUGGACGUUGUGGA
This is a messenger RNA of Hibiscus syriacus, 928 nucleotides long. RefSeq names its product succinate dehydrogenase assembly factor 2, mitochondrial-like. Lineage: Eukaryota; Viridiplantae; Streptophyta; Magnoliopsida; Malvales; Malvaceae. Gene Ontology annotation, biological process: mitochondrial electron transport, succinate to ubiquinone; protein-FAD linkage; tricarboxylic acid cycle. The transcript is spliced from 6 exons. The coding region runs from base 48 to 584 and encodes 178 amino acids. The record is from RefSeq and is a predicted model, not a curated record. Gene Ontology annotation, cellular component: mitochondrion.